UGCGGCGAGGGCUCCAUCCGCGCCGUCUCCUACAACAUCCUGGCCGACACCUACGCCCAGACGGAGUUCUCCCGCACCGUGCUGUACCCGUACUGCGCGCCCUACGCCCUGGAGCUCGACUACCGGCAGAACCUGCUCAAGAAGGAGCUGGCGGGCUACAGCGCCGACCUCAUCUGCCUGCAGGAAGUGGAUAAGUCCGUCUUCGCGGACAGCUUGGCUCCAGCUCUAGAUGCUUUUGGACUAGAAGGGCUCUUCAAGAUUAAGGAGAAGCAGCAUGAAGGCCUGGCCACUUUCUACCGCAGGGAUAAGUUCAGCCUCCUUAGCCAACAUGACGUCGCUUUCAGCGAAGCGCUGCUCUCAGAUCCGCUGCACAAGGACUUGUGUGAUAAGCUGGCCAAGUACCCCUUGGUGAAGGAGAAGGUGCUGCAGAGGUCAUCUGUGCUGCAGGUUUCAGUUCUUCAGUCUGCAACUGAUCCUUCCAGGAAGAUAUGUGUAGCGAAUACCCACCUAUACUGGCACCCGAAAGGUGGGAACAUCCGUCUCAUCCAAAUCGCUGUAGCCUUGUCUCACAUCAAGCACGUUGCGUGUGACUUGUAUCCCAGUAUACCAGUCAUAUUCUGUGGAGAUUUUAAUAGCACACCAUCAUCUGGAACUUACAGUUUUAUUAACACUGGUGGCAUUGCUGAAGAUCAUGAAGACUGGGUCUCGAGUGGUGAAGAAGAAAGGUGCAAUAUGCCUCUAAGUCAUCCUUUCAAACUGCUAAGUGCUUGUGGAGAACCUGCUUAUACGAACUAUGUUGGUGGGUUUCAUGGAUGUCUGGACUACAUUUUCAUUGACAAAAACACUCUAGAGGUUGAACAGGUCAUUCCAUUGCCAAGUCAUGAAGAAGUAACAACCCAUCAGGCUUUGCCAAGUGUUUCACAUCCUUCUGAUCAUAUAGCACUAAUAUGUGACUUAAAGUGGAAAUAGGUCAGGAGACCUCUUGCAAGGUGCUUUUGGGGGUUUUCAAACAAAUUUAAUUUACUGCAGAGGAACUGAGGU
Molecule: messenger RNA, 1041 nt
Organism: Pterocles gutturalis (yellow-throated sandgrouse)
Lineage: Eukaryota; Metazoa; Chordata; Aves; Pterocliformes; Pteroclidae
Gene: PDE12
Product: phosphodiesterase 12
Exons: 3
Biological process (GO): nuclear-transcribed mRNA catabolic process, deadenylation-dependent decay
Cellular component (GO): mitochondrion
Molecular function (GO): 3'-5'-RNA exonuclease activity
Source: RefSeq, a predicted model, not a curated record